Molecule: messenger RNA, 3029 nt
Organism: Delphinapterus leucas (beluga whale)
Lineage: Eukaryota; Metazoa; Chordata; Mammalia; Artiodactyla; Monodontidae
Gene: NMUR1
Product: neuromedin U receptor 1
Biological process (GO): neuropeptide signaling pathway
Cellular component (GO): plasma membrane
Molecular function (GO): neuromedin U receptor activity
Source: RefSeq, a predicted model, not a curated record
UCUGUCCGUCGAUAGAUCCGCGGACGCCCGCCCCACGCUCGGCGGGUGGGCUCCCGGCCCCUGGAUCUCGCGGGGCGCAGACUGCAUGGCUCCUCUCUGCCUCAAUUGCUCCACCCUCCCUGGAGACAGGUCCCUGGGUACAAGGAGCCCGGUGCCCUGCAAUGGCAGCAGGGCCCUGGGGCCCUUUGACCCCCAGGACUUGAACCUGACUGAUGAGGAGCUCAGGCUCAAGUACCUGGGGCCCCAGCAGACGGAGCUGUUCGUGCCCAUCUGUGUCACGUACCUGUUGAUCUUCGUGGUGGGCGCCGUGGGCAACACGCUGACCUGCAUGGUCAUCCUGCGCCACAGGACCAUGCGCACGCCCACCAACUACUACCUCUUCAGCCUGGCCGUGUCGGACCUGCUGGUGCUGCUUCUGGGUCUGCCCCUGGAGCUCUACGAGAUGUGGCGCAACUACCCUUUCCUGCUGGGCCCCGGUGGCUGCUACUUCCGCACGCUGCUCUUCGAGACUGUCUGCCUGGCCUCGGUGCUCAACGUCACCGCCCUGAGCAUAGGGCGCUACGUGGCCGUGGUGCACCCGCUGCAGGUCAGGUCCGUAGUGACUCACGCCCACGUGCGCCGUGUGCUCGGGGCCAUCUGGGGUCUUGCCCUGCUCUGCUCUCUGCCCAACACCAGCCUGCACGGCAUUCGGCAGCUGGACGUGCCCUGCCGGGGCACGGUGCCCGACUCGGCCGUGUGCACCUUGGUCCACCGGAGAGCCCUCUACAACCUGGUCGUGCAGGUCACCGCGCUGCUCUUCUUCUGCCUGCCCAUGGCCACCAUCAGCGUGCUCUACCUGCUCAUCGGGCUGCGGCUGCGGCGUGACCAGCUGCUGAUCCGCAGGCAGGAGGCUAAGGGCAGGGCCAGGACUAGCAACGGCCGCAGGCUCCAGCUGCUGCAGGAUAGGGGUCGGACACAGGUGACCAAGAUGUUGUUUGUCCUGGUCGUGGUGUUUGGGAUCUGCUGGGCCCCGUUCCACAUCGACCGCCUCAUGUGGAGCCUUGUGUCCCACUGGACCGAGGGCCUGCACCUGGCCUUCCAGUACGUGCACGUCGUCUCCGGCGUCUUCUUCUACUUUAGCUCGGCCGCCAACCCUGUGCUCUACAGCCUCAUGUCCAGCCGCUUCCGGGACACCUUCCGGGAGGCCCUGUGCCUGGGGGCCCGGUGCCGCCGCCACGGAUCCCGCCGCAGCUCUCACAGCCUCAGCAGGGUGACCACGGGCAGCACCCUGUAUGACAUGGGCUCCCCCCGCAGCAGGGUCCAGCCCCUGGCUGAGAAUGAUGGCCCAGAGGGGUGGCAAGAGACGGACCCCUCCCGAGAGGAGCCUCAGGCAGCUUCACCCUGAGGGGCCAGAGGGCCACGCCCAGCUUUGGGGACCACACCUGCCUCCUCUGCAGCAUGUCUUUGUGGCCUGUCCCCCUUCGUGCCCCAUCCCCACUUCAGCCUAGAAACCCUGACCAGCACCUCAGUGAUCCUGCCCCACCCAUGGAUCAGAAGGACUGUAAGGUUGCUGUCUGUCCUCCAGACUCUCAGGUCCCCAGUUCCAGCCCUUCCCCUGGAAGGGGAACAUCGUGGUCGGAUAACUGCGCACCGCAAGACUCUAUCUGGGGACCCCCCCCACCCCCAGCCCGUUUCUGAAGUGUUUCCGUGGCGCCCUUCCUUUCCUUCCCAUUUCUUGCAGAGCUUCUGCAAGAUCUGGCCCAUUCUGUCCCUCUCUAGCUCUUGGCCUGCACCUGGGAUUCUGACCCGACCCCCUCCCUGGCCCCCAGUCGGCUUGUUUUGCUCUGGGAGCUCCACCCGGUGGAGCCACUAGGCGGCAGGUGUGUCAGGGAUCCAGGAGACCUGGCUCCGGUCUCAGCUGAGCCACCGGUCACCUGGUCCCGGCAUCAAGCAAACUGCCUCGCCUUACAAGCCUCGGGCCCUGCUUGCAAAAUGAAAGGGGCCAUGACAUUCUAGAGUGUCGCGCUUUGGCACUUUAGCUGUGGUUUUCUGUGUGCGUGCCUAAGUCCCUGCUUGUAACAAAACAGAUACCCUCAGAUUAGCAAGGCGGAAAUUACUCUUUACAUCCUCACUAACCCCCAACCCUUACUCCCUCCCUGAUCUCUACAAGCCCCCCACCCCACCCCCUCGAGAGCCACUCAGGGAACAUGCUUUGCUUGUCCUAGAGCAAGUGAGGCUUGGCACCGACCAAGGGACUGUGUGUGAGCAAAGGCCCCUGCCUGCCUCUGUCUUCACCUCCUCACAGGUUGGCUUGGGGGCCUGAGGUGAGCAGAGAAUUGGGCCUGACUGGCCAGAGAAUCUCUGGGGGCAAGAGACAUGGGCCAACCAAGGGCAACGAGUGACUCCGCGAGAACUGCUUGGGACUCAGUGAGGUGAGAAGAGAGACACGUGAGUCCUGAAACGAAGCUCCAUCCCGAGUCCCUGUGGGUAACUGGGUGCUCAGUCAGGACCCAGUUAAUGGCCAGAACUUGUCCUGCUGCAGCCCCUGACCUGUCCUCCUCCUAAGAGGGGACUGCAGCAGAAGGAGCCCUGGCCUCCUUUGCGGGGAGCUGCAGGACACCCAGGGUGCUACAGGUUCUCCCUGCAGACUCUCCACAGCUCAGGCCCCAGGUCCCCUGACUGCAAAGUGGAGAAGAUUGUACAAAAGUGUCCUGGAGUUUUUGAAAUUCAGUUGUAAAAAUAAUACAUACUCAUUUUAGAAAAAUUGGAAAGUACAAAUGAGCAAAAAUGAAAACAAUUUAAAAUAAUUAAAACCCACCCUUGCUAGGGGAUGGGGGGAGGGGGGAAUAGAGAGUUGUUUAAUGGGUACAGAGUUUCAGUUUUUUAAGAUGAAAAAGUUCUGGAGAUUGGUGGCAAAACAAUGUGAAUAUGCUUGAACAAUAUUGAAUUGUACACCUAAAUGGUUAAGAUUUAAAUUUUAUAUGUAUUUUACUACAGUUUUUUUUAAAGAAAGGGUUAAGUCUAAAGGAAAAUAAAAAAUUUAAAAGCCA